AUGCAGCGCCGGGUCGACGGGGGCCGGCGUGUGGUGGUUGCCUAUCUCUCGAUUGGCGAGGCAAGUGAGUUCCGCGCCCAUUGGCGCCGUGAGUGGACCCGCAGCGGUCGCGCACGGGGCGCGCUGACCGGCGCCGCACCGGCUUGGCUGGGACCGGUGAACCCCGAUUGGCCAGAGUCGCGGAAGGUCCGCUACUGGGACCCGGCGUGGCAGGCGAUCGUCUUCAACGACGCGCGCAACGGCUGGCUCGAUCAGAUCGUCGCUCAGGGAUUCGACGGGGCGUACCUCGACAUCGUCGAUGCGUAUUACUUCUGGGGCGCGAAGGCGAAGCAGCGCGAUCGCCGCGAUGGUGAUCCGAUCGACCAACAAGACGCCGCGCGGCGGAUGGCGGCGUUCGUUGUUUCAUUCACCGCGCACGCUCGGCAAGUGAACCCCAAAUUCUUUGUGAUCCCGCAGAACGGCGAGUUCCUGUUGAACGACUUGCGGCACGGCAAGCAUCCCCAACCAGAUGACGCACAGCUCGCCGGGGACUAUCUGGACACGAUGGGCGCGAUCGCGAUCGAAGACACGUACGACCGCGGCGACGAGGAUGAGAACAACGCGCUGGCGACCGACGGCGACAAGGUCGAGGUGCUGAAGUCUGAUUUCCUAAAAGAGGGCAAGGUGGUGCUCGUUGUGGAUUACGUUAACGAUGGUGAAUUGGUCGCUGACUUCUGCCGCCGCGCUCGUGCGGACGGGUUUAUUCCGUACGCGGCGCCGACGCGACCGAUGCGACACGGCUUGCUCCCCCUCUUAGCGGUCCUGAUGGCUGCCGCGUGCCAUGCCGCGGAGCGGACGGAUCGCGCCGCGCCGAUCGAUCGUGAGGACCCCAUUGAUCGUGAGGCGUUGGUCCGGCGGCACAACAUCGUGCUGACCGAGUUCCACGACGACUCACCGCUGGCGGUGGGCAACGGGACGUUCGCGUUCAACUUCGACGUGACAGGUCUGCAGACUUUCCCGAGCGAAGAGCCGGGCGCCGUGCCUCUAGCGACGAUGGCCGAGUGGGCAUGGCAUUCGUUCCCCGGCAGCGAGGACGUGCCGUACGAGGCGGCGCUGCGUGAGUACACCGUGCACGGCCGCAAGGUUUCGUACGCGACCGAUAUGAAGAGCGACGCCGCCAAGUCGCUGCGCGCCAAUCCCCACAAGUUCAACUUGGGCCGCAUCGCCCUGCGGCUGACGCACAAGGACGGCAGCGCGGCGAUCCGCGACGACAUCAAGUCACCGCGGCAGACGCUCGACCUGUGGACGGGCGAAGCGGUGAGCGAGUUUGAGUUCGAUGGCGAGCCGGUGACGGUGCGGACGGUUGCUCAUCCGAAGAUGGAUGCGGUGGCCGUGUUGAUCGAGUCGCCGCUUGGCGCUGAAGGUCGUGUGGCGAUCGACGUGACUUUUAGCUAUCCCACGGGCGAAUGGGGCCCGCGGAUGGAUGACUGGUCGAAGCCGGAGCGGCAUAAGACAGAACCGUUGAUAAGUGACGGUAGCGUCGACGCACUCUCUGUGCGUGAGUUAGAUGGGUCCCGCUACGGUGUCUUUCGAACACAGCGACACGUCGACGGCGAUGUUUACGGCGCCGAUCCGCAUUCCUGGCGGAUUGGAUGGCGUACUGAAAAGAAUGAAGUGUUGAUUGCAUUCACAGAAGGCUCGAUCAGUGGUGGCGGCGAUUCCAAUUACGCGGCAAACCUUCAAACCUCCGCCGACCAUUGGAAAAAUUUCUGGCAGCGUGGCGCGGCGAUCGAUCUGUCGCAGAGCACCGAUCCGCGUUGGCGGGAGCUGGAGCGUCGUAUCGUGUUGUCGCAGUACCUGACGGCGUUGCACUCGGCGGGGACGAUGCCACCGCAGGAGACGGGGCUCGUGUGCAACUCUUGGUUUGGCAAACACCAUCUCGAAAUGCACUGGUGGCACGCGGCGCACUUUGCGCUGUGGGGUCGGGCGGACCUCUUGGAGCGGAGCCUCAGCUGGUACGAGGAGAUCCUGCCCGCUGCGCGACGCAUCGCGGAGCGGCAGGGUUACGCGGGCGUUCGCUGGCCGAAGAUGACCGAUCCCGAGGGCGUUAGCAGUCCGAGCUCGGUUGGCGAACUCUUGAUCUGGCAGCAGCCGCACCCGAUCUGGCUCGUGAAACUGCUGUACGACGCGGACCCGACGCCGGAGACGCUCCAGCGCUACUGGCCGAUCGUCGAGGCGACGGCCGACUUCAUGGCGGACUACGCCCACUACGAUGCGGAGAACGAUCGCUAUGUGCUCGGCCCGUUACUGGUCGCCGCGCAGGAGAGUUAUAGCGGGCUCAAGGAAGGCGGCGUGCUCAACCCGACGUUUGAGCUGGCCUACUGGCGCUGGGCGCUGGGUGUGGCGAGCGAGUGGCGUGAGCGGAUGGGGCUGCCGAAGAACGAGAAGUGGAUUGAGGUGGCGGAGAAGAUCGCGAAGCCUACCGUUCGCAACGGUGAGUACGCGGCGAUCGAGACGGCGCCGUACACGAUCCGUGAGGACCACCCCUCGAUGCUCGCGGCCUUCGGCAUGCUGCCCGACGUGGGCCUCGUGGACCGCCAAGUGAUGGACCGGACGCUUACCGGCGUGCUCGACGAUUGGGACUGGCAAUCGACGUGGGGUUGGGACUGCCCGAUGGCGGCGAUGACGGCGGCGCGGCUAGGCCGGCCCGAGGACGCGGUCGCACUGCUGCUGCGCGACACGCCGAAGAACGGCUACCUGCCGAGCGGCCACUGCUGGCAAGAGAACCGCCUGCCGGUCUACCUGCCGGCAAACGGCGGCCUGUUGUACGCGGCCGCGAUGAUGGCGGCGGGCUGGGAGGGCGCCGACGCGUCGCAGCACGCGCCGGGGUUUCCGGCGGAUGGGUCGUGGGUGGUGCGAUAUGAGGGGAUACGGCGAGCGGAGUGA
Symbiodinium sp. CCMP2456 is the source of this 2925-nucleotide messenger RNA. The record is from the annotation of a GenBank genome assembly. NCBI's taxonomy places the organism in Eukaryota, Dinophyceae, Suessiales, Symbiodiniaceae.